Messenger RNA from Neltuma alba, 1342 nucleotides. Its product is annotated as caffeoylshikimate esterase-like. Lineage: Eukaryota; Viridiplantae; Streptophyta; Magnoliopsida; Fabales; Fabaceae. The coding region runs from base 237 to 1205 and encodes 322 amino acids. The transcript is spliced from 8 exons. The record is from RefSeq and is a predicted model, not a curated record.
CUCUCUCUCUCUCUCUCUCUCUCUCGCGAAACACACAAACACACCGGCCAUCAUAAACACGCAAACAGAUACAUAAAGCAAACAGUAUAUUAAGUUCACACACAGACAUUUGUGAAGAAAGAAAGAGGAAGGUUUCUCAUUUUCGCCCAAAAGCUGAUUUGUCUUUUGGCUGCAGCCACCUACGUCUGCGUCUCUCUGGAUCUCUCCGUAUCUCCUCAACCCUCAGUUAUCUCUUCAUGGUUUGUCUCUUGGCCAAUGAUGACUCAGAAAUCGAAUACCAUGAGGAGUAUAUAGAGAACUCUCGUGGAAUGAAGCUGAUGACUUGCAGAUGGGUUUCUGGGAAGGAAAGGUCGAAGGCUUUGAUCUUCUUGUGCCAUGGUUACGCCAUGGAAUGCAGCGUCACCAUGAACAGCGCAGGAAGAAGGCUGGCGAAGGCAGGAUUUGAAGUGUAUGGGAUGGAUUAUGAAGGGCAUGGGAAAUCAGAAGGGCUGCCUGGUUUUGUGAGCAAUUUCGACGACGUUAUCGCCGAUUGCUCUAACUAUUUCUCCUCUAUUUGUGAGAAGGAAGAGAAUAAGAAGAAGAUGAGGUACUUGGUAGGGGAAUCCAUGGGAGGAGCCGUGGCUCUCUUACUGGACAGGCAAAAGCCUCACUUCUGGGAUGGUGCCAUUUUGGUUGCCCCCAUGUGUAAGAUAGUGGAUGAAAUGAAGCCGAGCCCACUAGUGAUCAACAUGUUGACAGCACUAAGCAGGAUCAUUCCCAAGUGGAAAUUAAUACCAACCAAGGAUAUAAUUGACAUUGCCUUCAAGCAGCCCCAAGUUAGAGAACAGAUUAAAAAUAACCCAUUGUGCUAUAAAGGACGGCCUAGAUUGAAAACUGGAUACGAACUUUACAGAAUUAGUGUACAACUGGAGCGAACAUUACAGGAGGUGUCACUACCGUUCUUGGUUCUACACGGUGAAGAUGACAAAGUGACAGAUAAAUCAGUAAGCAUUCAGCUGCAUAAGGUGGCUUCAAGCAAAGAUAAGACACUAAAGUUGUAUCCCGGAAUGUGGCAUGGCCUCCUCAUCGGAGAGCCGCCGGAGAACUUGAACAUCAUUUACAAAGACAUUGUCGAUUGGCUUGAUGAUAAAUGCAAGUAUGGAAGUAUCAGAUUGGAAAGAGAGCUUAAAAACCAAAACGAGGACAAUCCAACAAUUGAGGCUUAGACAACACACUAAGCUUGUAUUUUAAUGUCCUAUCUACAUUCGUGUUGUUACUGGUUUAUAUGUACCUACCAAAUUACAAACUAUUGGGUGUCUAUAUAUUCGGUUGGUAGAGAAUCAAUCAAUGUUUGGAACCUUAA